Hippopotamus amphibius kiboko is the source of this 1057-nucleotide messenger RNA. RefSeq names its product HLA class II histocompatibility antigen, DO alpha chain-like. Gene Ontology annotation, cellular component: MHC class II protein complex; membrane. The record is from RefSeq and is a predicted model, not a curated record. The transcript has 5 exons. Bases 35 to 787 code for a protein of 250 amino acids. Lineage: Eukaryota; Metazoa; Chordata; Mammalia; Artiodactyla; Hippopotamidae. Gene Ontology annotation, biological process: antigen processing and presentation of exogenous peptide antigen via MHC class II; immune response; peptide antigen assembly with MHC class II protein complex. Gene Ontology annotation, molecular function: MHC class II protein complex binding.
ACUGGGACUUAUUUGCUUAAAGCACCCGUGGGCAAUGAUCCUCAGCGGGGGGCUGCUCCUGGGCCUCCACACCUUGAUGACCCUCCUGAGCCCCCCGGAAGCUGGGGCCAUCGAGGCUGACCACAUGGGCUCCUACGGACCAGCCUUCUACCAGUCCUAUGAUGGCUCAGGUCAGUUCACCUAUGAUUUUGAUGGAGAGCAGCUGUUCUCUGUGGACCUGAAGAAGAGGGAGGCUGUGUGGCGUCUGCCUGAAUUUGGCAACUUCGACUACUUUGACCCACAGAGCGGGCUGGCCAGUAUCGCGAUGAUCAAAGCGCAUCUGGACAUCUUGGUGGAGCGCUCCAACCGCACCAGAGCCACCAACGUGACCCCAAGAGUGACCGUGCUGCCCAAGUCUCGCGUGGAGCUGGGCCAGCCCAACGUCCUCAUCUGCGUCGUGGAGAACAUCUUCCCCCCUGUCAUCAAUAUCACUUGGCUGCUCAAUGGUCAGACCAUCACGGAGGGGGUGGCCCAGACCAGCUUCUAUGCCCAGCCUGACCAUUUGUUCCGGAAGCUCCACUACUUGCCCUUCGUGCCCUCGGCGGACGACGUCUAUGCCUGCAAGGUGGAGCACUGGGGCCUGCGCGAGCCCCUCUUCCAGCACUGGGAGCCCCAGGUGCCUCCCCCGCUGCCAGACACCACGGGGACCCUGGUCUGCGCCCUCGGCCUGGCCCUCGGCCUGGCCGGCUUCCUCGUGGGCGUCGCCCUCAUCAUCACAGGCACGUGCCUGUCCAGCGCCCCCAGGUAACAGCCCUUCUGAGAGAGGCAGGUGUGGGAGACGCCCCAUGGCUCCCUGGCCAGGGUCUGACCUCCCUUGCACGCUCAGCGCCAGAGUCUGCCGUGUUCAUCCCCACCGUGUGGACUUUGAACGGGAUCACAUUCUGUCCUAUAAGUCUCCUCCUCUUUGGCCCUGUACUCAUGGCAGGGGCUUGUGGGGCACCAAGGAGCUCCUCCCCACCCCCCACCCCCCAUUUUCUUGCUCUACCCAAAGCCCUGGCUAGCAGCAGUAAAAUUUUAA